Molecule: messenger RNA, 1239 nt
Organism: Drepanopeziza brunnea f. sp. 'multigermtubi' MB_m1
Lineage: Eukaryota; Fungi; Ascomycota; Leotiomycetes; Helotiales; Drepanopezizaceae
Biological process (GO): L-arginine biosynthetic process; urea cycle
Cellular component (GO): cytoplasm
Molecular function (GO): argininosuccinate synthase activity; ATP binding
Source: RefSeq, a predicted model, not a curated record
AUGGCUAAGGAUAAGGUCUGCCUCGCAUACUCCGGUGGUCUCGAUACCUCCUGCAUUCUUCGAUGGCUGAUUGAAGCCGGCUACGAUGUCGUCUGCUUCAUGGCCGAUGUCGGUCAAGAAGAGGAUUUCGAAGCCGCCAAAGCCAAGGCCUUGAAGAUUGGAGCCGUCGCCUGCUACAUCGAGGACCUGCGCAAGGAGUUCAUCGAGGAGCUCUGCUUCCCGGCCGUACAGUGCAAUGCCAUCUACGAGAAUGUCUACCUGCUCGGCACCUCGCUCGCCCGCCCCGUCAUCGCCCGCGCCCAGAUCGCCGUCGCGCAGAAGGAAAAGUGCUUCGCCGUAUCCCACGGCUGCACGGGCAAGGGCAACGACCAGGUCCGCUUCGAGCUGGCCUUCUACGCCCUGCAGCCUAAGAUCAAGGUCAUUGCGCCGUGGCGGAUGCCCGAGUUCUAUGAGCGUUUCCCGGGCCGAGAUGCGUUGUUGGAUUAUGCGGCUGCGACGGGCAUCCCGGUUAGCAGUACGAAGAGCAAGCCGUGGUCGAUGGAUGAGAACUUGGCUCAUUGCUCUUACGAAGCUGGUAUCCUUGAGGACCCCGAUACUACUGCCCCAGCCGAUAUGUGGAAGCUUACCAUCGACCCAUUGGACGCCCCAGACAAGCCAGAGGACUUCACCCUCUUCUUCGCCAAGGGUCUCCCAGUCAAGCUGAUCACCAAUGGUAAGACCGUCACCGACCCGCUUGAGCUCUUCUUGGAGGUCAACGCCAUCGCUCGCCGCCAUGGUGUUGGACGUAUCGAUAUCGUCGAGAACCGAUUCAUUGGCCUCAAGUCCCGUGGAUGCUAUGAGACUCCGGGCCUUACCUGCCUUCGCGGCGCCCACAUCGAUCUUGAAGGUCUCGUCCUCGACCGUGAGGUUCGCGCUCUCCGUGACCAAUUCCUCACCUUCAACUAUGCCAAGAUUCUCUACAACGGCCUCUACUUCUCUCCCGAGCGUGAGUUCCUCGAGCAAUCCAUCGUUGCCUCCCAAAAGGACGUUAACGGCCAAGUUCGCUGCCGCGUCUACAAGGGCUCCUUCACCGUCCUGGGCCGCAGCUCCGAGACGUCCAAGCUCUAUGACGCCUCAGAGAGCUCUAUGGAUGAGAUCGGUGACUUCGCCCCUUCGGAGACUGGUGGAUUCAUCACUGUUCAGGCUAUCCGUCUGAAGAAGUAUGGUCAGGCCAAGGCGGAUGCUGGUGAGCGUCUCUGA